GCCGCCCAUGGGGAACAGCCACUGCGUCCCUCAGGCCCCUAGGAGGCUCCGGGCGUCCUUCUCCAGAAAGCCUUCGCUGAAGGGAAAUAGAGAGGAUGGCGCAAGGAAGCUGGCUGGCCUGUUUGGCUCCGAGGCCGGUCCUGACCUGGACGCCACUGCUGACAAGAUCUUCUACUACAUCCCUGGGACGGACAUCCGGGGCCUGGAGAGCCAGCGAGAAAACCUAGAGCAGCCGUUCCUGAGUGUGUUCAAGAAGGGGCGGCGGAGGGUGCCCGUGAGGAAUCUGGGCAAGGUUGUACACUAUGCCAAGGUCCAGCUACGAUUCCAGCAUAGCCAGGACAUCAGCAACUGCUAUCUGGAGCUGUUCCCCUCCUACCUCUACUUCCAGGCCCAUGGUUCCAAAGGACUCACCUUCCAGGGGCUGUUACCACUGAUGGAGCUGAGUGUCUGCCCGCUUGAGGGGUCCAGAGAGCAUGCCUUCCAGAUCACAGGCCCGCUGCCUGCUCCCCUUCAUGUGCUCUGCCCCAGCCAGGCUGAGCUGGGCCUCUGGCUGUACCACCUGGAAAAGCAGAUAGCCCUCGUGGGAGGGCUGCAGCACUGCCACUCAGCGCCCCCGCAGGUCAGUCCUGGGAACCCCCACACCCCCUCCCUGUCCCCUCUGUGCCAACACCCUCCGCUGCCCCUGACCCCCCUUCGCCAGGGCCCCCCUGAGGACGAGCUGCCCUGGACUCUGCAGCGCAGGCUGACCCGGCUACGGAAGGCAUCAGGGCAUCAAAUGGUGGGCAGCGCCGUCUGUGCCUCGAGGGUCAAGCUGCAGCAUCUGCCCUCACAGGAGCAAUGGGACCGGCUCCUGGUCCUGUACCCAACAUCCCUGGCUAUCUUCUCCGAAGAAGCAGAGGGGCUUUGCUUUAAGGGGGAGCUCCCACUCAGCGCUAUCUGCAUCAACCUGGAGGAGAAGGAGAAGCAGAUCCGUUCUUUCCUGAUCGAAGGCCGCCUCAUCAACACUAUCCGCGUGCUGUGUGCCACCUAUGAGGACUACAGCCACUGGCUACUGUGUCUGCAGACUAUCUUGCCCAGGGACGGAGCCGCCCCUCCGGCUGGCCCUGAGAGUCUCGCAGGGCCGCGCGUGUCCGCACAGGGCAUGGGCGGUCGCCGAGGGUCACUCUCCUCAGAUGGACAAACCAGCCGGGACUCGGGGUGCCCAGCACCCCCCUCCACCCACACCAGCCCCUCUGCCCCUGAGUCCUCGGUGCCAUCCACCACCCGCUGCCCUGCCCAGGCUGUAUCUGAGCAGGCCAACCCUGGCUGCACCAGCGUCAGCAGGCAGAGGGCAGAACUGAGAUGGAGCAGCAUCAGCCGGUCACCCAGGAGUAAGGCCCGGGGUGAGGGGCCCAGCCUGGCCACCUCGUUGUACUUGGACCUGACCAAGCUGAGCAGACAGACACUAGAGGACGACCCUGAGGCCCCAGACCACCCUCCGAAGACCCCACACUCCCCACUCUAUGCUGAUCCCUACACACCACCUGCUAUCUCCUACCACAAGAUCACAGACGUCCAGGGCCUGGAUGAGUUCCUCAGCGCAAUGCAGAGCUCACUUGGACCUGAAUCCUCGAGCCCAUUCCCCUCGGUCCCUGUGUCUGUGCCUGCCGCUGACCCCAGCUCUGGACUCUCCAGUCCCCACUUGCUCUCCAAGAAGGGAGCCCUGCAGCCCAGAGCCUCUCAGCGGCACCGAGGCUCCAUCAAGGGCCGGGGGCCACCACCCCCAGACUCCCCUCCGCAUGUCUCCCCAGCGAGGAAAGUCUCAACCGACCCCCUGCCACCCCCCUCAGGUGGCCAUCCCCCCAAGAGCUCUGGUAACAUCUGGGACAAAUCUUCAUCUCCCUCCCACAAGCGGUGGCCCCGAGGAGGACCUGAGGCUGGGGGGGGGCUCAUCCAGUGGAUCUGAUGGCCUCUGGGUGACCGGUUCUCAGGACCCCCUGCCAGCACGGACCCUGGAGUGGAGGGUUGCAGCAGAGCCUUGGUCUUUCUAUGUAGGGCCACAGGCCGACCGACAUCCGAUACCUGAACCCCAUCCAGUGCUGAGUCAGUGUCUGAUCCCAGCAGGGUGAAGGGUUCUCCAGGACUCUGAGUUUCCCUGGGCUCUGGAGGGGCCGGGAGGAGAGCAUCAUACUGAAGAUGGCCUGACGACAUGGCUGCACCACAGAUCAGAGCAGGCCUCGUAGGAGGACCAAAUUUCACCCUUUCCUCCAGGGAAGGACUGAGGGAGGCCACUCGACGCAGGCUUUACCUGGCGGUGGGAGAACGGCGCAGGUGGGAAGAAGGUCAGGUUAGUGAGGGUCAGAGAGCACGAGGGCAGGGAGGUCAGCGAAGUCUGAGAGACGUCACGAGCAGAGAGAGAAGGGUAUUCUGGGUGAAUGUCAGUAGGCUGCGGCUGGUCAGGAGAAACUACGAGACUAAACAGGAAAGAAAGA
Messenger RNA from Callorhinus ursinus (northern fur seal), 2471 nucleotides. Lineage: Eukaryota; Metazoa; Chordata; Mammalia; Carnivora; Otariidae. The record is from RefSeq and is a predicted model, not a curated record.